AUGUUUCCCAGAUCGAUGCGUACGUUUUCCACCUCGAGUGCCUCUUUGAAGAAAUUGAAGAUUGGCCUUAUUCCUGGUGAUGGUAUUGGACGUGAAGUGAUUCCUGCUGGCCAGGCGGUGUUGGAGAAGUUGCCUCAGAAGUACGACUUGCAGUUUGAUUUUGUCACUUUGGACGCUGGCUACGAGUUGUUCCAAAAGACUGGCACGGCUUUGCCUGAUAAGACCGUGGAGGUGUUGAAGAACGAGUGUGACGGUGCUCUUUUCGGUGCUGUUUCGUCUCCUAGUGUCAAGGUGGCCGGCUACUCUUCUCCAAUUGUGGCAUUGAGAAAGAAGAUGGGCUUGUACGCCAAUGUCAGACCUGUCAAGUCUGUGGACGGUGCUGACAAGCCGGUUGAUAUGGUUAUUGUUCGUGAGAACACCGAGGACUUGUAUGUCAAGGAAGAGAAGACCUACAACGCCGAGGACGGCUCUAGAGUGGCCGAAGCCAUCAAGAGAAUCUCUGAAAACGCUACCUCCAGAAUUGCUGCUAUGGCUUACGACAUUGCUUUGCUGAGACAGAAGAUCAGAGAGACUUCUAACCUUAGCAGUCUCCACUCCAAGCCUUCCGUUACCGUUACCCACAAGUCUAAUGUCUUGUCAGCUUCUGACGGUUUGUUCCGUGAGGUUUGUAAGAACGUUUGGGAGUCCAACAAGGACAAGUACGGUUCUGUUGAGUACAAGGAACAGAUCGUUGACUCUAUGGUUUACCGUAUGUUCAGAGAACCUGAGAUUUUUGAUGUUGUGGUUGCUCCAAACUUGUACGGUGACAUUUUGAGUGACGGUGCUGCUGCCCUUGUCGGUUCUUUGGGUGUUGUUCCUUCUGCUAAUGUUGGUGCUGACUUUGCUAUCGGUGAGCCAUGCCACGGUUCUGCCCCAGAUAUCGAGGGUAAGGGUAUCUCCAACCCAAUUGCUACCAUCAGAUCUACCGCUUUGAUGUUGGAGUUCAUGGGCUACCAGGAGGCUGCUGCCAAGAUCUACGAGGCUGUCGACGCUAACUUGGUGGAGGACAAGGUCAAGACCCCAGACUUGGGCGGUAACUCCACCACCCAGCAGGUCAUUGACGACAUUGUUGGACGUUUUUAA
Candidozyma haemuli is the source of this 1122-nucleotide messenger RNA. It is a transcript of the gene LYS12, whose product is annotated as homoisocitrate dehydrogenase. Gene Ontology annotation, molecular function: NAD binding; magnesium ion binding; isocitrate dehydrogenase (NAD+) activity. The transcript has a single exon. Lineage: Eukaryota; Fungi; Ascomycota; Pichiomycetes; Serinales; Metschnikowiaceae. The coding region runs from base 1 to 1122 and encodes 373 amino acids. Gene Ontology annotation, biological process: tricarboxylic acid cycle; isocitrate metabolic process. Gene Ontology annotation, cellular component: mitochondrion. The record is from RefSeq and is a predicted model, not a curated record.